Molecule: messenger RNA, 2788 nt
Organism: Ananas comosus (pineapple)
Lineage: Eukaryota; Viridiplantae; Streptophyta; Magnoliopsida; Poales; Bromeliaceae
Product: ABC transporter G family member 14
Exons: 5
Coding region: 246-2264 (672 amino acids)
Cellular component (GO): membrane
Molecular function (GO): ATP binding; ATP hydrolysis activity; ABC-type transporter activity
Source: RefSeq, a predicted model, not a curated record
GAGCUCUCCUUCUCAACCAACUCCUCAGCUCACACAGGCUCCUCUCUCUCUCUCUCUCUCUCUCUCUGUAAACCAGUAACAAGCUACAUACAGCUUAAUUUCCACAGGGCCAGUUCUUGAACUACCUUAAUUCUCCUUCUUCUUGUUGUUCUUCUGGGUCCUUAAUUGGUUAAUUAAUUAGUUUGUACUACUAGCUCGAUCAGUAUUAAUCAGCAGAUCGGAAAUAUUUUUGGACCCAUAUCAUCAUGCCGCCCCACGAGCCUGAUCAAUCAGGCGGAGGCCACCGGAACGAGCCUAUGGCCGUCCAUCCGAGCCCCAGUACCGCUCCUUUCGACGCUCGUCGCCUUCGCCAAACCACCGCAGUGUUUCCGAUCACCCUCAAGUUUGAGGAGGUGGUGUACAAGGUGAAGGUGGGGCAGCAGAGAGGCGGUUGGUGGUGGCCGAGCAAGGCAAAGGCAAUGGCAAUGGCGGCGAAAGAGAAGACGAAGACGAUCCUAAACGGGAUAACGGGGUACGUGUGCCCGGGGGAGAUGCUGGCGAUGCUGGGCCCCUCCGGCAGCGGCAAGACGACUCUCCUCACCGGCCUCGGCGGCCGCCUCCCCGGCAAGCUGCACUCCGGCAAGAUCACCUACAACGGGCACCCCUUCUGCGGGUCGGUGAAGCGGCGCACGGGGUUCGUGGCCCAGGACGACGUGCUCUACCCGCACCUGACGGUGGCGGAGACGCUGCGCUACACGGCGCUGCUGCGGCUGCCGCGCAAGCUGGGCGCGGCGGAGAAGGCGGUGAGGGCGGAGGGGGUGAUGCUGGAGCUGGGGCUGGGGCGGGUGGCGCACAGCAUGGUCGGCGGCGUGCGCGGGGUGCGCGGGGUGUCCGGCGGCGAGCGGCGGCGCGUCAGCAUCGGGCUGGAGAUGCUGGUGGACCCCAGCCUGCUGCUGCUGGACGAGCCCACCUCCGGGCUGGACUCCACCACGGCCGCCCGCAUCGUCGGGGCCCUGCGGAGGAUGGCGGCCGACGGCAGGCGGACCGUCGUCGUCACCAUCCACCAGCCGUCGUCGCGCCUCUACCACAUGUUCGACAAGGUGCUCCUGCUGUCCGCCGAGGGCUGCCCCAUCUACUACGGCCGCGCCGCCGACGCCCUCCCUUACUUCGCUUCCGUCGGCUUCGCGUCCCGCCUCUCCGUCAACCCCGCCGACCUCAUGCUCGACCUAGCCAACGGAAUAUCACCGGAUUCGAAGGAAAGCAACGAGAUCAAUAAUGGGGACAGCAACCUAGCUAACGAAAGCGCGGAAACAGUAGCAAGGGAUCCGAAGGCGGUUAAGGAAGAGCUCAUCUCCGCCUACGACCGCAACAUCGCCACCCGGUUGAAGGCCGAGCUCUGCGGCGUCGACCCUGCCAACUUCGGCUACGCCCGAGACACGUCUGUUCGCGUGAAGAGAGAGAAAUGGAGCAUAGGGUGGUGGGAGCAGUUCUCGGUGCUGCUGAGCAGAGGGCUGAAAGAGAGGCGGUACGAGUCUUUCAACAAGCUGAGGAUUCUCCAAGUCCUGAGCGUGGCCAUCCUCGGAGGUCUCCUGUGGUGGAAGACCCCACCGUCCCAUAUCCAAGACCGGACUGCACUGAUCUUCUUCUUCUCGGUAUUCUGGGGGUUCUUCCCGCUGUACAAUGCGGUGUUCACGUUCCCGCAGGAGCGGCCGAUGCUGGCCAAGGAGCGGGCGUCGGGCAUGUACCGGCUGUCGUCCUACUUCCUGGCGCGCACGGUGGGCGACCUGCCCAUGGAGCUGGGCCUCCCCACCGCCUUCGUCGUCAUCAUCUACUGGAUGGGCGGCCUCAGGCCCGACCCCGCCGCCUUCGUCCUCUCCCUCCUCGUCGUCCUCUUCAGCGUGCUCGUGGCCCAGAGCCUCGGCCUGGCCUUCGGCGCCCUCCUCAUGGACGUCAAGCAGGCCACCACGCUCGCCUCCGUCACCACCCUCGUCUUCCUCAUCGCCGGCGGCUACUACGUGCAGCACAUCCCCCCCUUCAUCGUCUGGCUCAAGUACCUCAGCUACAGCUUCUACUGCUACAAGCUCCUCCUCGGGGUGCAGUUCCGAGAGACCGACCGCUACGAGUGCGGCGGAGCAGCCACGUGCCCCGUCGUCGACUUCCCGGCCAUCAAGUCGGUUGGGCUGACCCACAUGUGGGUCGACGUCUGCAUCAUGGGCCUCAUGCUCGUCGGAUAUCGCCUCCUUGCCUACUCGGCUCUUCACCGCCUGCAGCCCCCCGCCCGGUGAUCCAUCAAUCACUUCGCCAGUUAUAUAUAGCUAGCGAUCCUGCACGCUCCAACACUCCGAUCGAUUCUCGGCUGGCCCCAGUCUCUAGAUAGAGUUUUUGAUUUUUUUUUUCUUUUUUUUUUUUUACUACGUACUACGUACUACGUACUACUUACUACUACUCUUAAUUUUCUUCUCCGAUCGACGGAUGGAUUACGCGCGGCAGCAACACGUACGUUCGGCCCGCAGCAAACACAUAGAAUGAGCAGAGGCCGAAGGAAUAUUGAAGGAUUACGUACGCGCGCGUUCCUCCUUUAAUUUUCCCGGAUCGAUCAACCAAGGAAGAAAUUAGUAACCGAAGGAAGAAGAGAAAUUAAUUUAAUUCGCGCUCGCUCCCACCAGCUGAGUACGAUCGACUCUAUCGACUCUACGACGGCACGCAGCACAAGCUGGCCAAUUUUGAUAUAUUGUAAUUAAUUAAGAAAGAAACAAAGUUAUCCAGAUGGAAGACUCGAAAAAGUACGUAAUAUAUAGUCUUUCAGGCA